AUCCUUGCCUGUAGUUAGAGCAGUUGUCACGGGAGCGAAUGCAGAGUUAGAAUCCCCGUGUAAAACAUCAAAAUGAAGCUGACUACGGUGACAGGCCUCUGCCUGUUGUUUGCCUGGGCACCACCGGUUUCUGCUGUGGUGGCCCCGACAGUUCAAAGCGGAAUGACCGUAUCUGUGUUGCGAGUCGGAUCAGCUGACGGCCAGCCUUCCCAGAUCAUCGUUGGAUCUGAAGAGACGUACUAUGCAAUUGGCAUGGAUUCUUCUGGACGUUUCGUUGUAGAAAGUAGUAGAUCUCCUCUUCUGGAGGUCGAUUCGGAAGAUAACAUGACGGUGACUGCCACGAACUUCGCUGCCUCAUCUCUUGACUUGAGGGGCGACUUGCAUGUCAACGGGGUUAAGCAGUUUCGUAUCGCUGCGAGGGAGGAUCUCUCCUCAGGAGAAGCAACCGGCUGGGAUAACACUGCAUCCAGAGAUAUCGUAUCGAAAUGUGCUGGAAUAACCAUGCUGGGUGGCUUCGGAAAAUUUGCAAGGGGCGAAGUUACAAAGAAGUUCGGAAGACUGCCACCUCAUACUGAAUUGCGUGUCAAAGCUACUUUCCACUUUAUUGAUGCAUGGGCUGGAGAAACGGGUUUCAUGCGGCUGGACAUUGGCGAACAUGGACAGCUCACUCACGUUUGGGCAGAGCGCCAUUCGCAGGACAUGGAACAGGAGGCCGUAAAUGUCUGUGGAGGAGCUGUUGGAGAAGGGAAAUUUGCAGCACCGAUUGAUGUUGCUGUGUUGCACAGUCAAGAAUAUGUAACUGUAGGCUUGGGGAGCACGAUACAAGAAGAUGAUCCCUUCGAUCAAUCUUGGGGAGUGUCCGGGAUCGAGAUUUACAUUCGAUGAAAACGAACCUUUCAGCUGCACCUCAUAAGCAUACAAAAAAGCCCUGUCAGGCAGGACAAUCUCGUUAACUGCGGUAUUUGAACAUCAUGCCAUUGGCAUGUCUGGUACAUCACGUGAAUGCUUCUCUGGCUCCUCCUCCUCAACCAUCAUGCCUUCGGUGGUCAAGACAAGACCUGCAACCGACGUUGAAUGCUCAAUGGCAGAGAUGAUGACUUUUGCCGGAUCGAUAACACCUUGGCUGAUCAUAUCCCCGAAUUUGUUCGUCUUUGCAUUCCAUCCAAAGCCAAACGGUUUCCCUGACGUCAGAAUUGCUCGGACUACCUUGUUUCCAUUCACGCCUAUGAGAUAAAACAGUGACAAACAAAAUAUAAUCCAUUAGAAUCAAGUGCUUAGAUCUGA
Toxoplasma gondii ME49 is the source of this 1284-nucleotide messenger RNA. RefSeq lists its product as hypothetical. The coding region runs from base 73 to 885 and encodes 270 amino acids. Lineage: Eukaryota; Apicomplexa; Conoidasida; Eucoccidiorida; Sarcocystidae. The transcript is spliced from 10 exons. The record is from RefSeq and is a predicted model, not a curated record.